Molecule: messenger RNA, 732 nt
Organism: Aureobasidium melanogenum CBS 110374
Lineage: Eukaryota; Fungi; Ascomycota; Dothideomycetes; Dothideales; Saccotheciaceae
Exons: 2
Coding region: 1-732 (243 amino acids)
Source: RefSeq, a predicted model, not a curated record
AUGGCUGAGAACGAACACAUUAUGACGACGAGAGCCAAGCAGAGAUCCAGGGCUGGUGCCUCUAACGACACAACCCCUACAGUCUUACCAGCUGUUCCCGAAUCCACGACUAUCACCAAACGUACCUCCAGCACAAAGUCCAAGGCACCUAGUACCAAACCUGUCACCGCCACUACCUCAAGAUCAGCUGGAAAGAAGUCCGUAUACAAUCCUGAUCUAAGCUCAGAUGCCGAAGACAACGUUACCGUCGCCAUACCCGGCAGAGGGAAGAAACCUGUCUACAACUCAGACCCAGGCUCAGAUGCCGAAGACAAUAUCACCGUCCUCCCACCCCCUAUCACUACACAGCCAAAAUCAAUCAAGGGCAGGGGGAAGGAGCGUCAAGUCAGCAACGUAUCAAGCACCCUCAACGACAACAUGCAAGCUCUAUCAUUCAAAGACCCAAUGCCACCUCUCGCCUUACUCACCAACGGCAAACAACGCACUGCUACUACGCACAAAGCCACUCCCAAGAAAGCUACAUCCAGGAAGCCAAAGACCAAACCUCCAACCUCAGACUACGAGUUUUCUGACCCUAUUCCUGCUGCGCAAACCCCUGAAUCUCGUGCUGUGCACCCCGAGUACCCAAAUUUGCCUCCUGAAGUCCCCGUCGAUGAUGAAGGUGUCCCCACAGCAUACUACGCCAAAGUGGACGGAAAGGUGAAGAUCUGGGGCAAGAAGCGCGGUGACUGA